Salarias fasciatus (jewelled blenny) is the source of this 2448-nucleotide messenger RNA. Its product is annotated as all-trans-retinol 13,14-reductase-like. The record is from RefSeq and is a predicted model, not a curated record. Gene Ontology annotation, cellular component: endoplasmic reticulum membrane. The transcript has 11 exons. Gene Ontology annotation, biological process: small GTPase-mediated signal transduction; retinol metabolic process. Lineage: Eukaryota; Metazoa; Chordata; Actinopteri; Blenniiformes; Blenniidae. Bases 36 to 1868 code for a protein of 610 amino acids. Gene Ontology annotation, molecular function: all-trans-retinol 13,14-reductase activity; GDP-dissociation inhibitor activity.
UCCAUUCCUUUGCAUGGAGCACAAACUCUGACACAAUGUGGCUCAUUGUGGCAGUUUUUGGUGUGGUUUUAGCCACAGUCGUAUUGAAGUAUGCGUUCCGCUCCUCCGGACCGAAUCCCUUCGCGACGGAUUCUCGCGAACCGCUGAAGAAGAUGGUUUUCGACAAGAAGGAGAAAAACAAAGUGCUGAAGCAAGGUUUCCCGGCCAGCAAGGUGCCAGAAAACUUGGACGCCAUCAUCAUCGGCAGUGGGAUUGGCGGUCUUGGGCUCGGCGUGCUGCUCGCCAAAGUCGGAAAGAAGGUUUUGGUUCUGGAGCAGCACAAUCGAGCCGGCGGUUGCUGCCACACGUUCACAAAGAAGGGCUUCGAGUUCGACGUUGGAAUCCACUACAUUGGCGACCUGCUGGAUCACAAGCCGUUCCGCUGCAUGCUGGACCAGCUGACCAACGGGCAGCUGCAGUGGGAGCCUCUGGACAACCCGUUCGACCAGGUGGUGCUGGGACCGCCAGAAAACCGCCGCCGGUACCCCAUCUACAGCGGCAGGACUCGCUUCCCCGAGGAGCUGAAGAAGUGUUUCCCUGGAGAGGAAAAGGCCAUCGACGAAUACAUGAGGCUGGUCAAGAAAGCUGGACGUGGUAUUUGGCUCCUGGGUGUGCUGAAGCUUUGCCCCGUCCCCCUGGCCAAAUUCCUGGCCUACACCGGGCUCACCAAGCACCUGUCCUUCUUUUUCAAAAUGGCCCCGCGCAGCCUGACCGAGGUCGUCAAUGAGCUGACGGACAACAAGGACCUCAGGGCCGUCUUCGCCUACAUCUUUGGGCUCUACGGAAACGCCCCAAAAGACGCCAGCUUCGCCAUGCACAGCCUGCUGGUCAGUCAUUACCUGAACGGCGCCUGGUACCCGAAAGGCGGGGCGAGUGAGAUCGCCUACCACAUGAUCCCCAUCAUCGAACAGGCAGGCGGCGCCGUUUUGGUGCGAGCCCCCGUCAACCGCAUCCUCUUCAACGAAGCCCAGGAGGCCUGCGGCGUUAGCGUCAUGAAAGGCCAGGAGGAAGUCCACAUCCACGCCCCGAUGGUCAUCUCCAACGCCGGCAUCUUCAACACCUACCAGAAGAUGCUGCCCAAAGAGCUCCAGGCCAUGCCAGCCAUCCAGCAGCAGCUGGGGAUGAUGAAGAACGGUGAGGGAGGCCUCAGCAUCUUCGUGGGUCUGAACGGCACCAAGGAGGAGCUGGGCCUUAAAGCAGAAAACUACUGGAUCUUCUCUGAGAACAACUUCGACGAGCUGAUGGAUGAAUACUCAAAAGGAAAGAGGGAGGAGUCCUCCAAAAAAAUCCCUCUGCUGUUUGUGGCCUCGCCGUCGGCCAAAGAUCCCACCUGGGAGGAGAGGUCUCCAGGAAAGUCCACUCUGAGCGUGGUCAGUUUUGCCAAUUACUCCUGGUUUGAGGAGUGGAAGGACGGAAAGGUGACCAACAGAGGGCCCGACUACAAAGAGCUGAAGCAGGCGUUCAUCGACACCGUCCUGGACGUGGUUCUGGACGUUUUCCCCAAGAUCACCAGAGACAAGAUCGAGUACAUCGACGCUGGCACCCCCAUCACACACACACACUACAUCGGUGCCCCCAAAGGCGAGAUCUACGGAGCGGAUCACGGCCUGGCGCGGUUCAGUCCUGAGCUGAACGCCACCGUCAGGCCCCAAACGCCGCUGAAGAACCUCUACCUGACAGGUCAGGACGUGUUCGUGUGCGGCUUCGCCGGCGCCCUCGCCGGAGCGCUCUCCUGCGGCUCGGUCAUUCUUGACCGCAACCUCCAUCUGGACACCAUGGCACUGGCAAAGAGAAUGAAGUUUAUGAAGAGUAAACAAAAAGGAGAGUAGCCGCUCAACAUUCAGGAUAGACUCUACCGAGCCAUUUGAUCUGAUGUCACUAACAGUCCAGUGAUUCAGACAGAAAGUGGAUUAUUCCUGACAGACUGCUUCACUUUGGUUAACUUGUCUGGUUACUAUUGCAUUGGCUCGAAUAUAGAAUGAUAUUUUCCUUCCAGAAAUUGUAUUCUCAAAACUGGGGUUGUACUAUAAUCAAAGAUUAGAUUGUCGUUACACAUCCGCGCCGCUAGAUGGAGCCAAAGUACUGGUGCCCAGGAAGCGAAUGGCGCAUCGCAGUGAUCUGAUGAAAAAUGGAGGAACGUGACAAUCUGGAACGAAGGAGCUGGAACUCUAGACAAGUGAGCAAAACAGCAGAGGCGAAGCUUUGAUGCCAACUUUAAACUGAUGGGAAUCAACGCAGCGGAGUCAACAAACAGCUGCCAAGUGGCCAAGAUAUAUUGGACUGAAUUGUUAAUUUUCAUGAAGUUGAAUAGAACUUGAAUUUGAUGGUUAUAAAGUUAUUUACAUCAUGAAUGCAGUUAUUGAAACUUUGAGGCUACUUAAUUGUUGCUUGUUUUGAGAAAGAGAAUGU